Alnus glutinosa is the source of this 613-nucleotide messenger RNA. Its product is annotated as 17.1 kDa class II heat shock protein-like. The transcript has a single exon. Gene Ontology annotation, biological process: response to heat; response to hydrogen peroxide; protein complex oligomerization. Bases 1 to 477 code for a protein of 158 amino acids. NCBI's taxonomy places the organism in Eukaryota, Viridiplantae, Streptophyta, Magnoliopsida, Fagales, Betulaceae. The record is from RefSeq and is a predicted model, not a curated record.
AUGGACCUAAGGGUCAUGGGUUUCGACCCCGCCGUCGUGGACACUCUCCAUGAGCUCCUGGACUUCACCGACGAGACAGACAAGUCGUCCCACCACGCGCCAUCCCGCACCUACGUCCGUGACGCCAAGGCCAUGACCGCCACUCCGGCGGACGUGAAGGAAUACCCGGACUCCUAUGUUUUCGUCGUUGAUAUGCCAGGGCUGAAGUCGGACCAAAUCAAGGUCCACGUGGAGGACGACAACAUGCUGGUUGUGAGUGGUGAGAGGAGGAGAGAGAAAGAGAAGGACCAAGGCGUCAGGUACAUAAAAAUGGAGAGGAGGCUCGGGAAGUACUUGAAGAAGUUUGUGUUGCCGGAGAAUACCGAUCACGAGAAGAUAUCGGCGGUGUAUCAGGACGGGGUGUUGACGGUGACGGCCGGGAAGAAGCCGCCACCGGAGCCGAAGAAGCCGAAGACCAUUGAGGUCCAAGUUUCCUAAAAGGAGCAUGCAUGUGCGUUGUUGGUGUACGUACGUUGUCCCUUGUUUGUAAGUGUGUGGGGUAUAUAUCCCUAUGUUUGUGUUUGCGUAAGGGGGAGUUUCCCUCCCUUUGCUCGGCUCUUUUGGCAUUUUGUUU